AUGGAGCGCUGCACUGGCGGAAAAGCAAGCCGAAAGCGCUCUAUUACCACCCCCCAUUGGCCUUGAGAACAUGAUCAAAGUAGUUGCACAAGCGUGGCCUGGUCAUCCACCCAAAUCUCGCAACCUCCGAACCUCCCUAAGAACGAUGCAACCGUACCUACAAUGCCGUCGAAUCUACAAACAACUUCAGAAACAAAUAGUGACAAAACACAAAGGCUCAGAAUAUAUCCAAACACAUGAACGACGGUACUGGUACUUACCAGGAGGCGGACUUAGCUCCGAGUCCGGCGAUCCCCUCGAGGAAUCAACAGCGCAGAGAUGGCAAGAACAUGGUCAUCGAGCCUGGCUGGGAGGGCCAACGCUAGAAAUUCAUACGGCCCGCUCGCAUAUGUGA
Penicillium daleae is the source of this 394-nucleotide messenger RNA. RefSeq names its product Major facilitator superfamily domaingeneral substrate transporter. Lineage: Eukaryota; Fungi; Ascomycota; Eurotiomycetes; Eurotiales; Aspergillaceae. The transcript is spliced from 2 exons. Bases 71 to 394 code for a protein of 107 amino acids. The record is from RefSeq and is a predicted model, not a curated record.